GUUUGGCUCAAAGUGGAGGUGCAGGCUGUGCAGAUACGGGGCUGGAGAGAAGGCCAGUGAAGGUUUUUCGGUCCUUGUUGCUGUGCAGUGCUGGGCUGUUUCUUUUGGCCGAUGACCCGCAGCAAGUCCCUGUUCUUGGCCCACCUGGCGGAGAUGGCGGAACUAUUCGACGACAUGAAACAACACAUGCUGGCAGUGACCCAAGAGAGUUUCAGCCUUUCAGAGAAGGAGCGUAACAUGCUGGUGGUGGCCUACAAGAAUGCUCUCCAUUCACGUCGCCAUGCCUUGCAGAUGAUACCGAGAGAAGGCACCAUGCCAGGCUACAACAGGGAGUAUCGCACCCAAAUUGAGCAGGAGCUGCGGUCCAUUAUCGACGAAAUGCUCAGCUUGCUGGAUGGCCUUAUUCCGCAUGCCGGCGGGGCUGAGGGCAUCAUAUUUUAUCAAAAGACCCAAGGAGAUUACUACCGUUUCAAGUGUGAACUUGAGGAGGGCGAGGCGAAGCAGCGGGCGGCUGAUAUGGCGUUUCAAAUUUACAGUCAGGCAGAGGUCCUUGCGGAACGAGAGAUGCCAGUCACCAACCCGAUGCGCUUGGCGAUUGCAUUGAACUUCUCUAAUUUCAUUGGUGACACCAACGUGCAAGCAGCCCGCAGGAAGGCACGGCGUUCCUAUUCAGCAGCUUUGGCGAAGCUGGAUGAUCUGCGGGAGGACGAAUACAGGGACACCACCCUCGUUCUGCAGCUGCUGCGUGACAUUGCCCAGCCUCCUCUCUGGGGCGACACGGAGAACGAAUGAGG
Molecule: messenger RNA, 794 nt
Organism: Effrenium voratum
Lineage: Eukaryota; Dinophyceae; Suessiales; Symbiodiniaceae
Source: the annotation of a GenBank genome assembly